Molecule: messenger RNA, 1347 nt
Organism: Ostrinia furnacalis (Asian corn borer)
Lineage: Eukaryota; Metazoa; Arthropoda; Insecta; Lepidoptera; Crambidae
Exons: 5
Source: RefSeq, a predicted model, not a curated record
UUCUCCACGCAAGGACGAUGUGGUCCCGCAAGCAGUCGGUGUGCAGCGCAGUCAGCGGCGCGUCCAAAGGCGACGAUGCAGAAGCCUUCGCAAGCGGCCUGCAGAUAUACCCCUUCGCUAUAGCUCUUAGAGUUAGAGUGCUACAGAUAGUCUGUGGUAUCGGCGGGCUGGUGGUGGGCGCUGUGGGCUGGCUGGAAGAACGGCAGAAACCGAUGCUGGGGCUAGGAGUCCCGGCCGGCGCCGUUACUGUGCUGGCUGCAGCAACGUCGGUGUACUACAGCCGAGGGUUUGGCGGCUGGGCGUCGGCGCGGGCGCGGUCGAGCCGGCGGUGGGGCGCCCCCUGGAGGGCCCUGGGGCCCUCGCCGUGCGCCGCGGUGCCCCUGACCACGCUAUGGACGGCGGCCCUGGCUGCGCAUGUGGCUAUGCUGGUGUUUUGCAUCAGAUCCUUAAUGAAUAUUGGCUGCGGCAGCACAACGUGUAUAGGCGUAGCCGCGGCUCAGCUGACGGUGUCGGUGGCCACUUUAGCAGCAGCUGUGUUCAUGCUGCAGCUGGACUUGCGGUUCGACGCCGCUCUAUCGCCGCCUCCGAGGCCGUCUGAUGCGCAGAUAUGCACCGCUGUGUCUAUGGUGCCCCUCACCUCAGUGGCGAUCACCAGCGGCAAUAGUGGAGACGGCAACACCGACCCCUCAGGCAGCCCCCUCAGUAAGGACAAGGAACCCCCGGCUGACCCAGUUACCUGAUGCGGUGAGGCGGCUUAAACAGUGGCAAGAAGUUAGGCAACCCUGCAACAUUUCUGUGGAACCCCGAAGUGGAACUGGUCAAUUUGAUGAUAAACCUUUUGAAUAAAUGUGUGACAAGCAAAUUAAUUAAUAAAAUAACUUUUGAAGUGUAUUACAAUUCGUGGUUCACUCUUGAUAUGUUCUGAGUCACAUCAGCAAAAAUAUACUAAUAUCUACGAUUUAAACGAAAUAUAACGUAGCUUAACGAAUUGUAAGUAAUUAAUUAAUGUAAAUAAUAAGUUACUUCUACACUUUGUUUAGUUUUUGUUACACUUCCUUGUAUUUACUUUCAAUCUUAAAGAAGAGCUCGUCGUGUGUCGAAGCGAAAGAUUCGAGGCAUACUCGAGUUACUAUUACCUACUUAACUCCAAAAUAUAACUAAGGUUUACUCAAAGCUAAUAUUGUUUUACAUAUUGUUAAAAAAUGGGUUCGUUUCAUAGAGGUUCUUUAUCUUCCUCGACAACUUAGUACAUAUUUUUGAGAUCUCAAUGUGAUUGUAUAGUUCCUUAUUUUUAUAGUGUAAUAAUAUUAUCUGUAUGAAAAUAGGUAAAAAUAUUUAGCUAAUUUG